Messenger RNA from Athene cunicularia (burrowing owl), 3742 nucleotides. It is a transcript of the gene YPEL2, whose product is annotated as yippee like 2. The transcript is spliced from 6 exons. The record is from RefSeq and is a predicted model, not a curated record. NCBI's taxonomy places the organism in Eukaryota, Metazoa, Chordata, Aves, Strigiformes, Strigidae. Bases 722 to 1081 code for a protein of 119 amino acids.
GUCUCCAGUCUGCAGAAGAGAGAACUAGUGCCCACAGAAAUGAAGCGGCUUGCUAGGAGAUAACCAGAGGAAUGAAGGGGGUUAAAUAUGUUUCUAGUUGAAGGCAGUCUGAAUGAGAAACCUACCCCAUGCUAUUAUUUGUAUUGCACUUGUGUCCAUUUAUCUGAUAAAAGUAAAUGCAGAGGCUUCCUUCUGGCCGUCUUCCACCAUUUCACUUGUUAUUUUCCUGUCACCAAGGGCUCGCGAGGUUUUGAGAAUGAGCUGAAGGAGCACAGGCGUUGGCGGAGGACACGGUUCAUGUAUCAGUAAGGACUUUUGAUGGUCGUGCUAGUUCUGCUGAGCUGAAUGCAGUGUCAUCUCAUCAAGUGUUUGAAAUCGGUGCGUUUCAGAAACUUGAUACUGAAGGAGUAAAGGGAAGACUGGCAAAACUGGGCAUUAAACCCAGACCUUAGAGACUAGCCUUCCUUUUUCAAACUGCAAUGAGUUAAGCAACAUUAAGGCCGUUUCUAUGUCAAGAAAAACCUGGUUUGUGUGAAAUCCCCCAUUCCCUCUGCCCGAAUCUCUUCCUCUGAAGUGGUCACCAGCGUGUGGAGCCUGCCCCACACCCAUCACCUGCCAAACCACGGCCUUUACCUGUGUCUUCCGGUGUUUCCCGUGCGACCCGUCCUGUGGGAGUGCCUCCUGGGCCACCCCGGAGUUCACACAGCGCUCAGUGGCUCCAAUGGUGAAGAUGACAAGGUCCAAGACUUUCCAGGCAUAUCUGCCUUCGUGCCACAGGACCUACAGCUGCAUUCACUGCAGGGCUCAUCUUGCCAACCACGAUGAGCUCAUUUCCAAGUCCUUUCAAGGGAGCCAAGGACGAGCAUACCUCUUCAAUUCAGUAGUUAAUGUGGGUUGUGGCCCUGCAGAGGAGCGGGUGUUAUUAACAGGAUUACAUGCGGUUGCAGAUAUUUACUGUGAAAACUGCAAAACCACACUGGGUUGGAAAUAUGAACACGCUUUUGAAAGCAGCCAGAAGUAUAAAGAAGGCAAAUACAUCAUUGAACUAGCUCACAUGAUCAAGGAUAAUGGCUGGGAUUGAAUGGAAAGAGCCCAGCCCUACCAGCGUGUAAGAGAAUGCCAUCCAACCGAACAUUAUAUCCAAGAGUGAGAGAGUGACUGAACGCUUGGUUCCAUGCAUUUAGAGGCUCUGCAAUUUGGGAGCAUCUUCACACCCUUCUCCAUCUUUAUUGGUGACUGGCCUCUAAAUUUCUGUCUCUCUGUCUCUUUGCUUUGUAUCUGUUUGUGAGUUGACCCUGGCUGCUUCUCUCUCUGUUCUGGCGUUGGCUAAGAGAAUGCACCGAAUGCCCGACAGCCAUUCCAUGUUGACAAAUGUUUAAGUACAAACUGAAGUUGGCUCUGUGGUGGCAUUUUAUCAGAAAGUCUCGGUGCGGGAGGAAGACCCAAGUUUUGGGCAGGAGAAGGUGAUAGGGGGUGGGGAGUGGGCCCGAAGGGAAGUCAUCAGAAGUUGAAACUGUACUUCUCCUUUAAGUCCUGGUUAACCAAGGCUUGAAACUAUCUACUUGUCUAAAUGGACAGAAAAAUACCUCACGGCUGCGUUCUCUCUGAAUUGUAAAACCGCUGCUCCAUCGGUGGAGCUUCAGUCUAAGCCGGCUGAGCACAAGUCAUAACCAGUUCCCCCCUCAAGCUAAUUGCAAAUCUGUGUUUUGUUUGCCAUUGAUGAACUCGUUGUGUGGGGGGGGUGGAGGACCUGAAGGCUGGAGAGAUUCCCUGCCUCUCCUUUUUCUUGCUGUUUCAGGGUAGGGAGGCCAAACAUCCCAACAGAGCACAGCUGGGGGGAGCAUCCUCACAGCUGGAGAAACCAAAUCCUGACCCGAGCCCUUCAGAGAGGAGGAGAAGACCACUUACAGCACAAGGGGGCUGGAGCUACAUCUUAGAAGACAUGACGGGGGGGACAAAAAAGCACGUGCUAGGCAAGGAAGAGGAAAUUACGUAGAGGAGGAUGGGGACAGACUUAGUAACGCAGGGUACCCCUUGAUUUCCUGGCCUCCACUGAGCAUCCUUGGGGGCCUUUUACCAAUCCUUCCUUCACAAGUGCGAGUAGGAAAAUGCUGUUACAGAAUCUUUUUAUUAAAUCCCAGGCCCCAGCCGUCAGCUCUGCUCUUGGAGCCUGGCAGAGAAAUGGUGUGAGAGUGGGGAGAGGAGGGAGCAGAGGAGUUGUGGCAGUAUUGCACAGGUGGAUAUUUCAAGCCAUGAGGUAUCCUCCCCAAAACCUUCCCCCCCCUUUUCCCACUCCCAGAAGCCUGUUGCAGGCACAGGGAGGAUGGGAAAGAGAAAAGAAACUAAACAUCUUCCCCCUACCCCUGAAAUUGUCUAUGCCUUGAAGUUUAAAGAGGAGGGGUAGAUGUGGGCAUCAUAACUGCAAGGGACAAGUCCUUCCCAUUUUAAUUUUUCAUUUUAAUUAGCGUGGACCUUCCCGAGGUGGUUGGUGGGGAAGGGGCAUUGCGUAUGGAAGGGGAGCUGAGUUAGACAUAAAUGACAAUGUGAAGUUUGCUCUGCAGCAGUCCAGCCAGUAUCUGGUGCAUAACUCAAGACUAUUUAACUGAAUUAGUUUUAUCUCUCUGAGUGAAUUUUCUUUUUUGUUUGUGGAAUUCUUUCAAGUAGGUUAAUCCACUGGGGGAAAUCUUUCUUAAUCCAGAAGGAAAGAGUAUUGUGCAGGGGUUUGUAACUCCUUAUGAAACGGAAGCUUUGGAGCUGUAAUCUGUUGUCGCUCGCCCCCACCCCCAGGAGGCUCGUGGUUAGUGGUGGGGGUCAGGACAGGGCUGGUGGGGAGAAGGUAAUUUGCUGUUAAACGAAGGGGAUGUGAGCAGGGACAUUAUUUAUGGAUCAGGGUGGAACUUCUGUGGUGGGUCCUCGUGCAGAAACCCAAACCUGGUGGCCCCUCCAAGCAAAAGGCUGUUUUUUCUCUUGAACCACUAUUCUCUACAACCUUGGAGAGGGAAGUGAGAUGGAGGUUGGCCAUGGCUCCUGCAGUGGAUGGAGUUGGCUGGGUUUGUGCCUGACCCAUUAGGAGGUGGCCUCUGCCUUCCCUCGUUCUGCUGUGGCUGUGUAACAGUUGCUUCAGCUUUCAUUUCUGAUUGUCUCUGCUUCCAUCACCCACAUUCCCUUCAGUGAUAAAAAAACUAGUAGAAAUCAAAAAAUACUGCAGUACCCACUACCUUGUUGACUUUGGCACUGACCUGGGUCUCAUUUUCCUGUCCUUGGGUUGGUGAUCCAUGACGAUUUAUUGGGGUUUGACUAGUGGGAAGUAAUUUGUGUUCUUUGAAGAGCCCUCCAGUCUCCCCAGAUACGUAGCCUUUAAAAGGGUCUGGUUGGAGCUGGGAGAAGUAAGGGAUAACCCCAAAUCAUUAAUACGAGCUUGAGAAAGAGAGCGCACAGGGGCUCAUGGUUUUAUUAUGUUGGUUUUUAGAGUGAUUGCCUAUAAAAAAGCAAUAUAAAAAGUAAACCUGUCUGAAGGCUGCUCUGAGAAAUAACAACAGCUACUACAGAGAGCUACCAGAUGUAAAUGGUUUUUAAUCCAUAUAUUUGGGACAAGAAAGGACGAUGAGCCAUCAGAUCGGGCUGUUUUUAACUGUUCGCAGGGGUUACGCUUUUAAUGGCAACCAGUCUAAGCUUGAAUACGGCCAGAUCUUAAUCUGGUUUUAAUUGGUUUUGUCCCAUCAGCAUCCACAGAUUUACACUU